This is a messenger RNA of Mercurialis annua (annual mercury), 834 nucleotides long. RefSeq names its product RNA polymerase II C-terminal domain phosphatase-like 4. The record is from RefSeq and is a predicted model, not a curated record. Lineage: Eukaryota; Viridiplantae; Streptophyta; Magnoliopsida; Malpighiales; Euphorbiaceae. Gene Ontology annotation, molecular function: RNA polymerase II CTD heptapeptide repeat phosphatase activity. The coding region runs from base 1 to 834 and encodes 277 amino acids. The transcript has a single exon. Gene Ontology annotation, cellular component: nucleus.
AUGAUGCAAACAAGUAUCUCAAAUAAGCCUGUUCUUGCUACGAAAGCCAAAACAAUGUUAGCAAAUACAUGUUCACAUCCAGUGGUCUUGAGAUCAAUCUGCAUCAACUGCCGUCGAGAAGUUGCCGAUCAGCAUGGCCAGCGAUUUAAUUACAUAAACCAUGGUUUAAGGUUAACCAAAACUGAAGUUGUUCGGAUGCGUAAUAUCCAGACAAAUAUUCUUUUGAAGAAGAAGAAGUUAAUCUUGGUUCUUGAUUUAGAUGAGACAUUGCUUCAUCAUACCGCUCGAGGUUCAGUAACCAAAGAAAUAGAAUCUUUUCAAGAUGUUUUUAGGGUAAAAUUGACAAAUUCAUGUUCUUGCACCGUCAAGUUGAGGCCGUUUGUUCUUGAUUUCCUCGAACAAGCUAGUACCAUGUUUGAGUUGUAUGUCUACACUAACUCUUCUCCUCAUUACGCGAAGGAGAUGGUGAAGCUGCUCGAUCCUGAUAAUAAAUACUUUAAUACACGAUUGAUUUCGCGAGUUGACAGCACCGUACCAGGUCGAAAGAAUCUUGACAUAGUGAUGGGGCAAGAAAGGGCGGUUGUUAUUCUUGACGACAGAACCGACGUGUGGCCGGUGAACAAAGGUAAUGUGAUUCAAGUUCAGAGUUAUAAGUACUUUUUUCCGAGAGACGGGGCAUCGAAGAGUAAAUCUUUUGCGGUGAGGAAGGUAGAUGAAGAUAUAAAAAUAAUGAAAUCAUAUUUAGAAAUUCUGAAAAAGAUACACUGUCAAUAUUUUGAUCUUGGUGGUGGAGAUGUUAGGGAUGUAAUGAAGAAGUUCAAGGUGAAAUUCUGA